Messenger RNA from Corylus avellana, 1716 nucleotides. Its product is annotated as dehydration-responsive element-binding protein 2D-like. The record is from RefSeq and is a predicted model, not a curated record. Lineage: Eukaryota; Viridiplantae; Streptophyta; Magnoliopsida; Fagales; Betulaceae. Gene Ontology annotation, molecular function: transcription cis-regulatory region binding; DNA-binding transcription factor activity. Gene Ontology annotation, biological process: response to stress; positive regulation of DNA-templated transcription. Gene Ontology annotation, cellular component: nucleus.
UCUUUGAAAGAUUUUGGGAACCCUCCCAUGUUCUUAUCCCCAACCGUUUCUCCCUUUACCACACAGCCUCCAAAUUCUAAUUCACAAUUAUCCAAAUCCCAUUUCUCCCCGCCCUUAACCCUCCUCUCCUCCUUCUCCUCUCUCCUCCUCUCCUCUCCCCUCCCUCCAACUAUAAAAAAUAAAAGAAAAAAAAAAAAAAAAACACGCCCUUCUCCGUUUGCCACCUGAGCUCGUGUGAAGACAAAUCGCAAGGCCAAGUGGGUCUAAGAAAAAUAAACAGUGAGGUUUGGCGUGGACACGAGCAGUCUGGUUCAUCAUGCCAAGUAGCAGUCCCAAGUCACCAAAAAAGCCACGUUUCAGUCGUGUCUCAUUACUCUAUAUCCAAUGCGAUGAAUAUAAAUAGGAUUUGUUCAUGCCUCCUUCCAUUCUAUAUAUCCAUCUACUUCUUCUUACAAUUCUAGUCGAUCUGCUGGAACAAAAUGUUGAGCUCAGCUGAUAAUAUGGGAAGUCUUGUGCAGAGAAAACAGGGCAAGAAGCCUGCGCAGGCGAGUUCAAGAAAAGGGUGCAUGAGGGGCAAAGGAGGCCCCGAGAAUGCCACGUGCACUUACAAAGGCGUCCGGCAGAGGACUUGGGGCAAAUGGGUGGCGGAAAUCCGCGAGCCGAACCGAGGCGCCCGCCUCUGGCUAGGGACAUUCGACACCUCCUACGACGCCGCCAUGGCUUACGAUGCUGCCGCACGUAAACUCUACGGCUCCGAUGCAAAGCUCAAUUUGCCUGAUUUAUCAUCAUCAGCACCCACUUCCAACAACACCCAGAAUAUGGAAAACUCAGGUACUGCUGCAGCUUCAAAUAAUGGCCCAAUAGUCUAUCAAAAUACUUUUCCUAACGAAAUGGUACUUAAGCCCCACGGAAAUCAGGCCGAAUUCAGAGUGAAAUUUGGCGACAACGAGGAGGGAUCAAUCGAUGGGGUCUGGGAGAAUAUGAAUGCCACCUUCCCUGUGUUUGAUGAAACAAUCUGGGCAGAGGCCGCCAUGUCUUUAGAUUUCCCUGCAGUCAUGGGGGACUCUGCUGGAAUUUUUGCUGGCAACUUUGUGGAUGGAAGCGGCUGGGAUGCAUUGCAAUCACCAUGGUGCAUGUGAUUAAAAAGCUUCAUGGGAUCGAUGGGACCAAGUCGCCCAAAUAUCAUCGUCAUCAUCAUCAUCAUAUAUUAUAAAGUUUUAGUGUAGAUAGAAAAUAUAUAGCAUAAGAUGGAUGGUCUCGACCCCACAUGGGUCAAGGCACUUGUAUUUGAUUUUUUCUGUUUCUUUUGCUCAUAGGUGGGGGGUGGGGGGUGAGGGUUUAAUUAUAGAAGUCUUGUAUGUAUUAAUCAGUAAAUAUAAGGAGAAAGAAAUCAGUCACCUUCUUCUCUGACUGUUUCGUCUGUGUUGUUAUGUAUACAAAAUUAUGAUCUUUUCAAAGAUAUGUUUGUGAAAGAUUUUUGGCUUUGACAAAAUGUGAGCCCAGAAAAAAAGGAUGAAGAAAAGACUGCUUUGGCGCAACGCAGACAGCAACAAUUAAAAUCCGGAAUCUUACAUUAGCCUGCUGUGUCUUUUUUGAGAAGGAUUGCCUCCUCCUCUGUCACGCUUGCCUGUUUGUGGAUUACUCCCAACAUUCCUGUCUUGUUCUAUGCGGCCAUAUGCAUGUAUAUGCUCAUCUCAUUUCUUGCUAGCGCCCUCU